AUGGUGCUCAGCGUUUGGAGAGUGUACAAGAAGGGCGUGGGUUCACAACUCACAUGCAGAGAAAUCUCAAGAGGAUCCAUGCACAGUGUGCGAUGUGUCCUGAUGCGGUCUCCUUUUGAUGAUAGCCCAGCCACGUUCAUGUGCGACUCUUCGUCCGUCAUGGUUGUCCUCCCCCUUGAGAACAUUGGUGUGCGACUGGACACGGAGGAGAUGAAAGUGAAGCGUGGGAUCGAUGGCAUAAAGAUCCAUCUCUGCAAGGAGUCCAUGCAAGCUUUGGAUUUUCUCAUCGAAGAGAAAAAGAAAGAAGCCAAAGCUGCACCAAAGAAGAAGGCUCACGUCCCGAAGAAAUACAUCGAGCCUUUGAUGGAAAAUUUCAGACGGACUAAAAAGGGGGACCGUCUGGUGCAGCAAGAAGUUCGGCUCCUGCUGGAAUUGCAGAAUAAGCACUUCCCUGCCAAGCCAAUGUUGUCCCCAGAUGGUGGCACCGUGCGUUAUACAGUGGAGAAGGUGGCUCAUUCUGUGCCCAUGCAGGACCUUAGCGCAAAGAUCGGCAGCUUCUUUUCCAGCUUUUUCCAGGAGAUACGAAACAAACAGUCGUACGGUGUGAAGGUGCAAAGUUGGUUGCAAGAAGCACGGCGUGGCAUGCUGGACGACGCUAGCUGCAGUGCCUUGAAUUCUUUAAUUGCGCAGGUGGCGCAGUUCAUCAGUGUCAGUGGACAGGUCUGUCAUGAAGAUGAUAGCAAUGGGGAAGCUGCUGAUUCUGACUGA
Messenger RNA from Cladocopium goreaui, 768 nucleotides. The record is from the annotation of a GenBank genome assembly. NCBI's taxonomy places the organism in Eukaryota, Dinophyceae, Suessiales, Symbiodiniaceae.